AAAUUGUCAAAAUUAUUAUAUCGAGUGUAUCGAAAAAGGACGAAGUACUGAAUACAAUCAAAAUAUGAUAAGAAAACUCUCAAAUUUUAAUGUUCUUUCACAUUAUCGAUGUUAAUAAAGUUUUAUUGUAAAUAUUAGCGAGCGUAGUUGUAGUAAACAACUGAACAAAAUAUGGCUCUAACAGCAGAAAAACUCAUCAACGAUGAAAGGUUUUGUGGGGACAAUCCCAUUCAAUUUCUGUUAUAUCUGCCGUUUGGAUUGAUAUUAAUGGCAUUAAGAAUAGUUUUAGCCUGUAUAUUAUGGAUUGCUUCAUUUAUUUUGCCAGACAAAUUUGCUGCUAGGCAAUUGAUAUCAACACUGGCAUGUUUGACUUUUGGAGUUUACAUAAAGGAAAAAGGUAACAAAGAUCCAAAGUGCAGUGUGUUUGUAGCUAACUAUGUGUCAUGUUUGGAUUCACUUGCGGCUAGUCGAGCUCUUGGAAGUAUAACUUUAAGAAAAUGGAAAGUGCCACCAUUUUUUGCCUCAACUCUUGGUAUAAAGAACAUUGCCUUGUUUGUUAGGAAGCAACAUUUUGCUGAGAGUCCCGAUAAACCAGUGCUAUUGCAGCCAGAAGGUGGUCCUACGAAUGGCAAAGGACUGCUAAAGUUUACAGAUUGUUCCUUCCCGUUGCCCAAUAUUGUGCAGCCUAUUGCAAUCAGUGUCGAGCGUCCAUUCACAACAGUAACAGUCCACCGUCACUCAGAAGCAGGUCGGCGUUUCCCCUGGCGGGAUCUACUCUGGUUCCUCUGUUCCCCUUACUCUGUGUUCUCUGUGAGAGCCUUACCUCCCCUGGAGAGGGACGGAGAUAAUGACCAAGUUUUUGGAGAACGGAUCAGACAAGCGAUUGCUGAAUCACUUCAGGUGGAAGCAACAGAGUUGAACAGCGAGGACAUAAGGCGCCUGGUGUUGCCUCGCGCGAGAGCCUCUUCCAGAGUUCAGCCCUCGGCCCCCGUCAACGAGCGGACCCGCUUGGCCAGGCAGGUCAAGGAAGUCCUGCCGAAUGUGCCCUUGCAGGAUAUUAUGAAGGACCUUGCAAAAACCCGUAGUGUCGACGUGACGAUAACAAACUUCCUCGAAGGCCUAACGCCCUAUACCCCAGAGCCGGGGCCAGAACCCCAGCCUUCUACUUCCGCUCCGAGCCCAAAAUAUGUGACCCCGUGCCCCACGGGGGUCUUCCCUAAGACGGCCAAGGAAAGGCAAAUGAGCUUCCAAGAGAAAAAAGCGCAGAUGAUUGCGGAAGCGAGACAGAAAUACAUCGAAAAACAUCGUAUCGCCGUUAGCUGCUAAUCAAGGAUUUUUCGCUUUUUUAUUUGGAUUUAUAGAUAUAUAAAUGAUUAUUGGUUAUAACUCUUUUCUUUCAAUUGGUACAUUUGUAAAAAAAAUAGCUGAGAAUUUUUUUUAUUUUAUUUUUCGAUAUUGUCUUAAUUAAUUUUUUUAUAUAAAUUUGAAUCGAUAUGUAGUCGAAACAAUAAAUAGAUAAAGCUAUAUUUUAUUAUAUAGGUCAUUAAAUAAAUGUAUAAAGGUUAAACCUAUCAUAUAAUUAAAAUUGAAUGGCGCUGAUCUCUUAAAAUAGAGAAUUAGAAAAAAUACAAAUUAUUUUAACAGCCGCAUAAAGUAGAGGCUUAUUCUUUGAAAGAUUUAAACCAUGGUGCCUAUUUUCAUAUUAAAUGCCUCAAUUUUACUCAGUUUAUGCUUAAAUAAACAAAAAUCACUUAAAUGUAUAAUGCCUCCAUUAUUAUUAUGCUUCCUUAAUAGUCCAGUAGUUUUGCCGAAAAUAGGCAUUAUUUUAUUAUUAUUUUGUGUAUUUUAAAAUAAUCAGCUCUCAUUUCAAACUGAGAUACGGGGCUGUCUCUUUCUUCCUAACUAACUACGCUAUUGUUGUCUCUCUCACUCUAUAUACAGGUAGGAUAUUUUAGUUUGAGUAUUGGUGAUUUAAAUUGUGCUAAUGUAUGAAUUAUUAAAUGAUAAAGGCAAAUGUUUGAAAAAAUUCGGCCAUGCAUAAGUAUAUUUUUUUAUUCAUGUCAAAAAUGUUUCAAACUUAGGGCAUCUGUAUAAAAUAGUGAUUUUUUCGUGUUUGUAGAUUAAGUUUUAGUUGUAUCCUAGUAAUUUACUAUAAAUUUUACCCAUUGAAGAGAUUUACUAACGAAAUAAUGCUGAUUCUAAAAUUACGAUGGUUUUUAAAUUAAAGAUGAGUUUUAAAAUAAUGUUUACCGUUUUAACCAUUGUGAAUAUUCGAAAACAACGAUAAAUGUAAUUUUUUAAAAGUUUUUUUUACAAUUUGUAUAUUUCCCUAGCAGAUGAUCAACUGCCGUGUUGCUUCCAAUUUCAUUCUUUGUAAUUAUUUUAGUCGUUAUAAAUAAAAAGGUUUUGUUUCUAAA
Molecule: messenger RNA, 2417 nt
Organism: Pieris napi
Lineage: Eukaryota; Metazoa; Arthropoda; Insecta; Lepidoptera; Pieridae
Product: lipid droplet-regulating VLDL assembly factor AUP1-like
Exons: 8
Coding region: 172-1326 (384 amino acids)
Cellular component (GO): membrane
Molecular function (GO): ubiquitin binding
Source: RefSeq, a predicted model, not a curated record